Trachymyrmex cornetzi is the source of this 357-nucleotide messenger RNA. RefSeq lists its product as uncharacterized. The transcript has 2 exons. Lineage: Eukaryota; Metazoa; Arthropoda; Insecta; Hymenoptera; Formicidae. The record is from RefSeq and is a predicted model, not a curated record. Bases 1 to 357 code for a protein of 118 amino acids.
AUGUCUUAUAUAUUGAAAGUUAAUAAUAUUUUAAAAUUGCAACUUAAAAUUGCAGUUGUUGAUUUCGAGAAAGUUGAACAGAAAGCUCUACAAAUUGUCUUCCCGAAUAUUAAGAUUGUUGGAUGUUUCUUCCAUUAUAGUCAGGCGUUACUGGACAAUGCAAAGAAGCAUAAAAUUUUUCGACGUAAUCAGAGCGAUGACGAGUUAGAACGGGGCUUUAUAAAAUUAAUGAUUGCCUUGGUCUUAUUACCAGCAAAUUUUAUAGAGGAAGGGUUCGAUCUAAUUACAAAAGUAAUUUUUAAUGUAGAAGAAAACGAACAGCUAAAGACAUUUAUUAAUUAUUAUAAGCGGACAUAG